This is a messenger RNA of Drosophila takahashii, 444 nucleotides long. RefSeq lists its product as uncharacterized. The record is from RefSeq and is a predicted model, not a curated record. NCBI's taxonomy places the organism in Eukaryota, Metazoa, Arthropoda, Insecta, Diptera, Drosophilidae.
AUGCCACCCUUUUGUUGUGGUGGCCGACGCUGUGCCAAGGAUCUGGAGGGAGAGAAGCAGAAUGAAGAUGGUCGCCAGUCGCUAAGGGAGACUAUAUACACCACCACCGCGGAAUAUGAGCGCCCCUUGUCGCUGAAGUUUUACGCCCGCCACGACUGGCCGUACUUCAAUUGCACGAGCCAAGAAGUGCGACACAUUCGCGAGAAGUUGGAUCCGGAGUCCCUGCAGAAUGCUCGGAAAAUAGCCAGCCAUGACGAGGGUAGCGAGGAGAAGUACGAGAUGAAGCACAAGACGCCGCAGCCGAUGACUUUCAACCAGAUCUACGGUUGGUAUUCGGAUAGAGCCUACCGCUAUCUGAAACGAGAUCGCGGCACUUUCGUCUUUCCCCACGAGAACGAUCCAAUGAUUGAGCAGAUAUUAAGAAACAAACUGAAGCGUUCUUAA